CCAAGAGGCUUCUGCAUUGAUUUACUAGUAAACAUAGAGGAGGCAUCAACAUCAGUAGCACAGGGGGCUCUAGAAAUGUUCCUUACAUGUUCAAUAUCAAAGUGGAUGCAAGAUGCCAAGAAUAGGUUUCUUCAACUCCUGACCCACGUGAUCCAGCAAAUAAUUAAUUCAGCACGUCCCUUAAGAAACACAGCGUCGUCAUUAAUUUGCCAAGCAAAGGACUCUAUCAGACUUGAAAACUGAAGAGAUCCCAAGAAUAUUAUAUACAAAGAGAACAGACUGUAUACUGUGCACUGUCUCUGUCAUAUAGCUGAGGAGAGGAGAUCUGUGCUGCUGGUGGCAGCCUAUGUGGGAUUGGCAGGAGUAAGAAGAAAACAGGACGCUAUCUGCAAAAAGUCAGAUACAAGACUUGAGCCUACAACGCCGAGACUAAGAAGAUUGGACAGAAGAGGUCAAUGCUCAUUGAUAAGGGUACAGAGUCCCUAUCACUGAGAGACAGCAGGAUGCAGAAGACAGCCUACUAUGAAAACUCUGGACUUUUUGGGGGUUACACCUAUGCCAAGCCCGAGUCAUACAGUUAUGGCUCCAGUCAUCAACCUUACUCCCAAUCUGCUCUAGAGAAUGAUUAUCCAGGUUCGGCAUGUUCCAUUCAACCAUCUGCUAUCAGGCCCCCAAACCAUAAAACUAGUGACAUUAGUGGCAGCUGCAUGAGGACAUCUUCUAACCAGAAUGCCAGCCAGACCACCAAUAUGAAUGACCAAACACACCAGGCUCCAUCUCUGCCUCCCUCCUCUCCCAGCCAGGGUAAUACCUCAACACAGAAAAAGAGCAAAUCCUCUGGCUCAUCUAAUUCCUCCCAAGGUACAAUGACCAAGCAAAUAUUCCCCUGGAUGAAGGAAUCACGACAAAAUGCCAAGCAGAAGAAUGCCAGCACUCCUCCAGGAGAAAACUGCGAGGAGAAGAGCCCGACUGGCCCCUCAUCCAAGAGAGUGCGCACAGCCUAUACCAGCGCGCAACUGGUGGAGCUGGAGAAGGAGUUCCACUUUAACCGGUACCUUUGUCGCCCACGUAGGGUGGAGAUGGCCAAUUUACUGAACCUGACCGAACGUCAGAUCAAAAUCUGGUUCCAGAACCGCAGGAUGAAAUACAAGAAGGACCAGAAAGCUAAAGGGAUCAUGCACUCUCCAGCAGGACAAUCUCCAGAUCGCAGCCCCCCACUCAGUGGCUCCAGCCAUAUAGGAUACUCAAGUCAAUUGCCCACUGUAAACAGCCUCAGCUAUGAUGCUCCAUCUCCAACAUCAUUUGCCAAAUCCCAGCAAAACAUGUAUGGCCUGGCAGCUUACACAGCGCCCCUAAGCAGCUGCCUACCCCAGCAGAAAAGGUACCCUGGUGCAGAGUAUGAGCACCACCCCAUGCAGAGCAACAGUGGCUUUGCCAAUCCCAAUUUGCAGGGCAGCCCUGUUUAUGUUGGAGGGAACUUUGUGGAUUCCAUGCCAGCUUCUGGUCCUAUGUUUAAUGUGGGUCAUCUCUCUCACCCAUCAUCUGCCAGUGUGGACUACAGCUGCGCUGCACAGAUUCCAGGCAACCAUCACCAUGGACCUUGUGACCCACAUCCCACAUAUACAGACCUAACUUCUCACCAUACGACUCAGGGAAGGAUGCCAGAAGCGCCCAAGCUAACACAUUUGUAACUACCACACGUGGGAUGAAGAGAGAGAAGAUAACUGUUGUUCUCCUUUUAAUUACCUCAAUUUUUCUGCAAGAGCAUUGUUAGGAUCCUUAUUGUGAGUGCCAACUGCUAUAAGGAAUGUCUUAUCAUGAAGCAGCUCUAUGUCCAUGAGAAGGAACCUUAUUAAGUAUUCUAGCAUGACAGUGCAAUAAACUGCAAAGCAAGGCACAAUAUAGACUAUUAAUGAUGUACUUGAAGGUAAGUCUAGAUUAGCAUUAGCCAGUGUCAUGCAAUUUUUUUUUGUACCAAAUUGUAAUGAAGGGGAAGUGGCUUGCAUAUGAGAUUUUUAUUUAUGAAUUAUUUAGUAAUGUUGGAAUUGCAUUCAGCUAUGUGACACCUAUUUAUUGUUAUUAUUUUAGACUUUUUUUGUACCAUGAAUUAUUUAUCCUUGUCUAAGUGUAUUUAUGUGACUAUGUGGAAUUUUUUACUCUAAAAACUUGGAAGAAUGAUUUUUAAGUUCAUUGUGGCUACAUGGUGAGAGAUUUGUCCCUAUGAUCAGUAGUGACCGUGGCUGGUGUGUCUAGUUUAUGUAAAGGGUUAACUCAAGGCAGCACAUAAAUGUAGUGAAUCACAAUGGGCAUCUGACAUUUGGAAGAGUUUUUUUUAUAUUAUUAUUAUUAUUAUUAUUUGUUUAGUUCCAUUCCAGCAGUAUUUAGAAUAAACUAUAUCUGGAUUGUAGUGUAUUUGUUUCAACAGAAAGGUCAACUAGAAAGUGGCAGAAUUAUGCCCGACACAAGCUGCAAUAUAGGACCAUGCUAUUUUUUUAUUUAUUAUUUUUUAUUUUAUUUUUUUUUUACUACCAAUGCACAUAAUACCAGCUCUAAUAUUUUCUGUCCUGUGAUUUUUUUUUUUCAUCCCCGAAUGUUGGAAUAACCUGUUCUCUGCUUGGUUCAUAGUUUUUUUUGUGGCUUUCAUUGUAAUUCUUUGUAUAUUAGAUGUACAUUUGAAAUUCAAGGCGUUAACAAUUUUAGAAAAAAAAAAGAAAAAAGAAAAAAUGAAACAAAAAAAACAAAAAUAAAAAAAAAUGACAAUCACCAUCAAGAAGAAAAAAAAGAAAAAAAAAGAAAAAAAAAUACGAUGAGAGCCCAAUGGUUUCCAGCGUCAAAGGGCUUUCACAAAAUGGCAAUUGGUUUACAGGGUAUGGCCCAUAGUAGGGUUAAUAAAUAAUAAUAAAUAUUAUUAUUAAUGAUAGAAAGGAUUUAUUUUAUUUAUGGACAUUGGCUGAUGUGGAGAUGAAUGAGGAGCCCGCAGUUAUUAUUAGGAUUCAUCAUUUUGUACUCAGAGUGAUCCUCUUCCUACGCAUUCCUGUUUGUUUGGAGAACACAACUCCUACUCCUGAGCUGUGACAAGAGAUCACAUUCCCUCUCCUAGGAAAGAUCUGACCCUUAAUGUUCUGCAAAUAAAGAAAACACAGACUUGAGCCCUCCAAAAACUGAGGGAAAUGAACCCACCAGAGCCAAGGAGUCCAAACUGCAGGGAGAGCACAGCAAUGAUCAGAACACUGUACAGUAUUGUCCCAAUAAAAUCCAUUUACAAUUCUGA
Hyla sarda is the source of this 3271-nucleotide messenger RNA. It is a transcript of the gene HOXD3, whose product is annotated as homeobox D3. Gene Ontology annotation, biological process: regulation of transcription by RNA polymerase II. Gene Ontology annotation, molecular function: RNA polymerase II cis-regulatory region sequence-specific DNA binding; DNA-binding transcription factor activity, RNA polymerase II-specific. Bases 456 to 1691 code for a protein of 411 amino acids. The transcript is spliced from 4 exons. The record is from RefSeq and is a predicted model, not a curated record. Gene Ontology annotation, cellular component: nucleus. NCBI's taxonomy places the organism in Eukaryota, Metazoa, Chordata, Amphibia, Anura, Hylidae.